Messenger RNA from Fonsecaea multimorphosa CBS 102226, 1692 nucleotides. RefSeq lists its product as uncharacterized. Lineage: Eukaryota; Fungi; Ascomycota; Eurotiomycetes; Chaetothyriales; Herpotrichiellaceae. The transcript has a single exon. Bases 1 to 1692 code for a protein of 563 amino acids. The record is from RefSeq and is a predicted model, not a curated record.
AUGACCUUCUUCAGCUCGAAUCGCUUCUUGUUAACUGUCCUCGUUGUAGGUCUGGGAACAGCAUGCUUUGCAGUCCCCAUUCUUCUCGGACGAGUCAAAGAUGCAGCCAGAGCGCCGCCGCCAGACCCGCCACCCCCGGCCAAGCGCCUCCAAAAGGACUCGGAGAACUCACUGAAGCUGGAGACGCUGCGCACGCUCGCAGACGGGUAUAGCUAUGAUCUACGCACGUCAGCCAUCAAGAUCGUGGCGAGUCGCACGGUCAGAACCCGAACGAGGGAUUUGUUAUUGCACGAUCUGGCCAGCGAAGAUGACGGCCGGCGCGAGAAUGCUAUUAAUGCUCUACACAUGCUUCUCACCCAUUCGGCACUAAAUGAAACAGUCUGCAACCACUUUCGAGAUCCAAAGGCCAUCAAGGCCAUUGUUCAUGGCUUGAUCAAUGUGCUGCCGCAGCAUGAAAUCAAUGUUGACCUGGAAGCUGGUAACAACGACCAGUCCCACGUCUCGGCGGGAGGGAAGAAAUCGCCGCCGCCAUCGCCUAUCCGCCCUGCUCACCGCCCCGCACAAGAAGCACAGUUGCUCGAUAUCUUCACCAUCGUGGUUCACGGUCUGUCGCGGCGCGACAUUAAGUAUCCGCCCGUCAUGGACGCCGCCUUGGACGCAGGGCUGGUCACCAAGUGGCUAGCAAACUACCCCUUUCCCUGUGCUUUACCGGAGAACUCCGAAUUCAAUUUCAAGCGAGACGAUGUGGCGAGGUUGUUUGACCGUAUGGCUUGGCUUUCCGACGAUCCUGUCAUGGGAGACGUUAUCCUUGUGGUGAUGCAGUAUGCUCGCGCCAGGAGACAGAUGCGUGAAGUUGGGUUGAGCGCCAGCAGUUACAAAGAAAACAUGUCCACAGGCACAGGCCGCAGCGAUUCGCAGGCAUGGAAUCAGGGUUGGGGAUAUGCGGGCCAGUGGCAGGACGAGGACGAAGAUGCCGACGAAGACAACGACGUGAGAAUGGUCAAUGGCGAGGACACUGCAGGGCUACUUGUUCCCGGGAACCCGGCGGUUGCUUCUCAAGACAACAUCACUCUUUGGGACGACGAGCCUACUGCACGAUCGGCAAACACUACGAGGGCCGCCACGAGACUAAGGUCGGCCGAGAGGAGUCAGGAAGAGGAGCAUUUGAGAAGGCGGCAUCGGGAAGCGAUCGUCGUCGCCGAGCGAGGCACGCCUUUGAGCAGGGAGAACAUCUUGCAGAGAGCUAACAGCGAGAUUCUGCAACCCAUGAACGGCGUCAGCGAGGUUGAAGGCGAACUGAACGGUCUCUUGAACCUGUCCGAAACUUCUACGGAACCUCAACAGGAGGAAGAGGCUUCUGAUCUACCUACCGCUGCCGACACAGCCGACAUCGUUGAACGAGAUUCUCCCUCCGAGGAUCAAGUGUUAAAGGAGGAGCAGGAAACGAUGGUGGAAGACACGGCGGAGGAGGACGAGGACGGGGACGAGGAGGAGAUGAAUCGCGCUCAAAGACGGCACCGUGAGAUUGAACAACUGAUCGAGGAAGACCCAGAGAUACAGGGCACGAGCGAAAUGAGGUCCCGGCCCGAUGAUUCGAGCGCGGAAGUCGUCGAAGACGUGAUCCCAGCCACUACUGCUAUCUCUAUGGUGGACGACGAUGGUGGCGCGGAGGAGCAGGAAGACUCGUCUUGA